This is a messenger RNA of Pseudonaja textilis, 866 nucleotides long. It is a transcript of the gene RAB33A, whose product is annotated as RAB33A, member RAS oncogene family. Lineage: Eukaryota; Metazoa; Chordata; Lepidosauria; Squamata; Elapidae. Gene Ontology annotation, molecular function: GTP binding; GTPase activity. The record is from RefSeq and is a predicted model, not a curated record. Gene Ontology annotation, biological process: Rab protein signal transduction.
UCCCGUUGCCCACCCCGCGCGGCUGCUGCUGCUGCGGCGGCGGCGGCUGCUGUUGCAUCCUCCUCCUCCUCCUCCUCUUGUCCUCCCCCCCCUCCCCCGCCGCCGGGAUGGAGCUGGAAGCCUCCCUGGAGCAGUCGGUCCAGGCGCGCAUCUUCAAGAUCAUCGUCAUCGGCGACUCCAACGUGGGCAAGACCUGCCUGACCGUCCGCUUCUGCGGCGGCACCUUCCCCGCCAACACCGAGGCCACCAUCGGCGUGGAUUUCAGGGAGAAGGCGGUGGAGAUCGCCGGCGAGCACAUCAAGGUCCAGGUGUGGGACACAGCAGGCCAAGAGAGGUUCCGGAAGAGCAUGGUGGAGCAUUAUUACCGCAACGUCCACGCUGUGGUGUUCGUCUACGACGUCACAAAAAUGGCCUCCUUCCUCAACUUGAAAAACUGGAUUGAGGAGUGCAACGGCCACGCGGUCCCGGCUCUCGUCCCCAAAGUGCUUGUGGGAAACAAGUGUGACUUGCGGGAUCAAAUCCAGGUCCCGUCAAGCAUGGCCCUGAAGUUUGCCGAUGCCCACAAUAUGCUUUUGUUUGAAACCUCCGCCAAGGACCCCAAAGAGAGUCAGAACGUGGAGUCUAUUUUUAUGUGCCUGGCCUGCCGGCUGAAGGCUCAUAAGUCUCUGCUCUAUCGGGACAUGGAGAGGCAAGGGAAGGGACACAAAAUAGAGUUGGCCCCGGCCUCUGGCAAUAGGAACACCUGUCCUUGCUGAAGAGCUGCCUUGACCAUUGAACCGGAAGGGCCGGGCAGAUGGUUUGGUGUGGUGCCUCAAUAAACGGAAUCAACGUGGCUCAUCUCCAAUGAAUUCCAUGUUAAAUUAAGA